Molecule: messenger RNA, 997 nt
Organism: Hippocampus comes (tiger tail seahorse)
Lineage: Eukaryota; Metazoa; Chordata; Actinopteri; Syngnathiformes; Syngnathidae
Product: cytoplasmic dynein 2 heavy chain 1-like
Exons: 8
Biological process (GO): microtubule-based movement
Cellular component (GO): axonemal dynein complex
Molecular function (GO): dynein intermediate chain binding; dynein light intermediate chain binding
Source: RefSeq, a predicted model, not a curated record
UCAUUACGUUUUCACCCCGCGUAUCCUGACAGAAUGGGUCCUUAGCUUGUUACGAUACGACCUCACUGCAGCUCAAUCAGAUGUGACCGACAGCGUGCUGGUGGUGGUCGCACACGAGGCAAAAAGGCUUUUCAGAGACCGGCUAGUUUCUUCCAAAGAUCUCUCUACCUUUGAUAACAUCCUCUCCUCCGUCAUCCGCGGGGACUGGAGCUCUGAUGCUCUUGAAAACAUGACUGAUGGCUUUUACGUAACGUGGGGAGUCUCUGAGGGGGUUGUAAUGACUCCAGGCCAGUCUCUGCCUCCUCAUGGUAAACAACUGGGACGUCUGCAGUCUUCUGACCUCAAGCAAGUCAUUCAGAAGGGACUAGUGCUGUACAGCCGUGAUAACAGAGAGCUGGAUCUCCUCCUUUUCUGGGAAGUGUGUGACUUUGUGUCCAGGCUCGAUCGAGUGCUGAGCCGGCCCGGUGGCUCUGUCCUCCUGGCGGGUCGGAGUGGGGUCGGGCGGCACACAGCCACAUUCCUGGUCUCACACAUGCAUGGAUACUUCCUGUUUACACCAAAGAUCUCUCGUGGUUAUUCCCUGAAGCAUUUUAAGAAUGAUCUCAAGACGGUGAUGCAGUUGGCUGGACUAGAAGGGCAGCAGGUUGUCUUCCUGUUGGAGGACUAUCAGUUUGUCCACUCUGCUUUCUUGGAGAUGGUCAACAGCCUGCUCUCAUCUGGUGAGGUUCCUGGACUGUACACCCCAGAAGAGCUGGAGCCUCUUCUCUCUUCUCUCAAAGAUUCAGCUUCCCAGGAUGGAUUUACUGGACCCCUAUACAACUACUUCUCCUUCAGAAUCCAGCAGAAUCUCCACAUCGUUCUAAUCAUGGACUGUUCAAACCCCAACUUCACCAUCAGCUGUGAGAGCAAUCCAGCUUUUUACCGCAAGUGUUCUGUCCAGUGGAUGGAAGGUUGGUCUGAAAGCAGCAUGAAGAAGAUACCUGAGCUGUUACUUGCA